UCCAAACCCAGCUUCCUCACCAAGCUUUCACUCUGUCUCUCUCUCUCUCUCUCUCGCUCUCUCUCGUCAAUGGCUCGAAACAAGGAGACAUUACUAUUGUUGCUCGAUGUGGGACCGUCGAUGCACAGUGUUCUUCCUGAAGUUGAAAAGGUCUGCUCCUUGCUAGCAGAGAAAAAGCUUAUAUACAGUAAAUAUGAUGAAGUGGGUGUUAUUUUGUUUGGAACUGAAGACACAAAAAAUGAGCUAACGAAAGAAGUCGGUGGAUAUCAAAAUGUAGUGGUGUUACGAGAUACCAAAGUUGUUGAUGGAGAUCUUGUUGAAGCUUUACAACAGCUCCCUCGGGGAACUCGUGAUGGUGAUUUUCUUGAUGCUAUUAUUGUUGGGAUGGAUAUACUGAUAAAGAAGUUUGGAGAAACAGACAAAAAAAAGAAACGUAUUUGCCUCAUAACAAAUGCACUGUGUCCGAUUAAAGAUUCAUUUGAAGGAACAAAAGAAGAUCAAGUCAUUACCAUAGCUGAACAAUUGGCUAAACAUGGUAUGGGAAUGGAAAGUAUAGUUGUGAGGGGAAGGCUUGCCGGGGAUGCAAAUAAGAGAAUAAUGGAAGAAAAUGAUGUUCUAUUGAAUAUAUUUUCACAGAAAACAUGUGCAAAGUUGGUGUAUGUCGAGAGUCCAACAUCAUUGUUUGGUGCGCUAAGAACUCGAAAUAUAUCUCCAGUUACAAUAUUCAGGGGUGAUCUUGAACUCAGCUCCAAAAUGAAGAUUAAGGUAUGGGUGUACAAGAAAACGUCAGAAGAAAAAUUUCCCACUUUGAAGAAAUAUUCUGACAAAGCACCUCCAACUGAUAAAUUUGCCACCCAUGAGGUCAAAGUAGAUUAUGAGUACCGAAGUGUUGAAGAUACUAGUAAAGUUGUACCUCCAGAAGGAAGGAUUAAAGGAUAUCGUUAUGGACCUCAAGUAGUUCCCAUAGCACCUUCAGAAUGGGAUGCUGUCAAGUUCAAACCAGAAAAGAGUGUAAAACUUCUAGGAUUUACUGAUGCAAAAAACAUAUUGCGACAUUAUUACAUGAAAGAUGUCAAUGUUUUCAUUGCUGAUCCGGGCAAUACAAGGGCAAUUCUUGCAGUUUCUGCCCUAGCAAGAGCGAUGAAAGAGAAAAAUAAGGUGGCAAUUGUGCGUUGUGUUUGGAGAAAUGGGCAGGGGAGUGUUGUUGUGGGGGUUCUGACACCCAACGUUUCUGACAAAGAUAAUACUCCUGAUUCCUUUUACUUUAACGUGCUUCCCUUCGCUGAGGAUGUUCGAGAAUUUCAAUUUCCCUCCUUCAACAAUUUCCCGGCAUCAUGGCAGCCUAAUGAACAACAGCAAGAGGCUGCAGAUAAUUUGGUCAAGAUGCUUGACCUGGCACCAUCUGGCAAAGAGGAAGCACUGCAGCCUAACUUUACACCAAAUCCUGUUCUGGAGCGGUUUUAUCGUUAUCUUGAAUUGAAAUCAAAGCACCCAGAUGCAGCUGUACCUCCGCUUGAUGAAACUCUCAAGAAGAUGACCGAACCUGAUCCAGAAGUACUUUCUCAAAACAAGUCUGUUAUUGAUGCAUUUCGCAGGAAUUUUGAACUGAAAGAGAAUCCAAAGCUGAAGAAAUCAACUCGGCGAUUUUUGCAAGAAAAACCAUCUGGAUUGAAAGAGGGAGAAGGUUGUGGCGACAUUGCUGCUCAACCUGUUGAUUCCAUUAAAGAUACAUCUGUAGUUAAGGUUGAGAAUAUUGGGAAUUUGACGCCUGUACAAGAUUUUGAAAACAUGAUGUCAUGUAGAGAUGGUCCAGAAUGGAUUGGUAAGGCAAUCAAGGAUAUGAAGAAGAGAAUAUUUGACUUGGUGGAGGACUCCUUUGAGGGGGACAAUUAUCCUAAAGCACUUGAAUGUCUAGUUGCCCUUCGCAAGGGUUGCAUCCUUGAGCAGUUUUUCCUAUGCAGGAACCAAAACAUUUCAAUGAUUUUCUACACCAUCUUUGUAAAUUCUGCCAAAAGAAUAACCUUAAUUGUUUCUGUGAAUUUCUUGCAUCCAAAGAACUCACCCUGAUCUCCAAGACAGAAGCCAUCGACAGUGAAGUUACAGAUGAUGAAGCUAGAAAUUUUCUGGUUAAAUCAGAGCCAAAAACUGUGUGAGGACUCAAGUGGAUCUCCGUUCUUGUAGUUUUCUACCAUGUUGAUGCUAAUCACAUUUGUGUAUAGACGCCCAAGUUUUGUUAAGAAAAUGGGGAUUAAAUUGUAAAUGUCCCUCAAAUCUUCAAUUUUGGAAUCUGCUUCAACCAUGAAAGCUUUUUAUGGAAACACAUAAUGAAGAUGAAUGUUUAUAAUUAUUUCCUUUUUCUUUA
This is a messenger RNA of Quercus lobata, 2362 nucleotides long. RefSeq names its product Ku80 family protein (gene KU80). Gene Ontology annotation, molecular function: damaged DNA binding; telomeric repeat DNA binding; DNA helicase activity. The record is from RefSeq and is a predicted model, not a curated record. Bases 70 to 2067 code for a protein of 665 amino acids. The transcript is spliced from 12 exons. Gene Ontology annotation, biological process: DNA recombination; telomere maintenance; double-strand break repair via nonhomologous end joining. Lineage: Eukaryota; Viridiplantae; Streptophyta; Magnoliopsida; Fagales; Fagaceae. Gene Ontology annotation, cellular component: Ku70:Ku80 complex; nucleus.